AUUGUCAUCAGCCUUGCACAUGCACAUGUCUGAUUUGUUUACGUAUUCCUCCAUUCUUGUUUCCACUGUUUCGAUACGGGAAAUAGCCUUAAAAUGUCUACGAAAAUGAAUAAAGUACAACUUUCGAAGGGUAUUUUGCAGAUGAAAUUUAUGUCGCGGACGAAGGAAAAAUUAGACAAAGAAGCAGACAAUGAACGAGGCCGUGCACUGUAUGCAAGUGAAAUUACGGAUAAAAUGUUAUCAGAAACUGUAAAAUAUGUAAUAGAGCCUAGCUACGUGCCAUGUGAAAAUCUGAUCGAAGGCCGUAUCAGCUACGGUGGCAUGAAUCCCGAAAUAGAGCGAAUUAUUGAAAUCGAAUCCGGAGUAGACGUCGCGAAACGUGAGCGAGAGGAAGCCGCCAAGAAAGCUAAGAUGGAAACAGACGUUCCCGAUGCGGAGAUGGCCCAGUUCUACUCCAGUGUAAUGCACUCAAUGAAUAAGAAGUAUGAUACCCAUAAAAAAAGGCUGCAGCAUCCACUACCGUUAAACAUAAAACGUUCAACUUGAGUUGUUUAAUAAAUUAAUUACUUUAUUGUGAUUCACGUAUUGCUUCUACAAUAAGUAGGUGUAUUAAAUUUAAAUCAAACAUGUGAAA
This is a messenger RNA of Anopheles funestus (African malaria mosquito), 634 nucleotides long. RefSeq lists its product as uncharacterized. The coding region runs from base 94 to 546 and encodes 150 amino acids. Gene Ontology annotation, biological process: maturation of 5.8S rRNA. The record is from RefSeq and is a predicted model, not a curated record. Lineage: Eukaryota; Metazoa; Arthropoda; Insecta; Diptera; Culicidae. The transcript is spliced from 2 exons.